Molecule: messenger RNA, 327 nt
Organism: Aphidius gifuensis
Lineage: Eukaryota; Metazoa; Arthropoda; Insecta; Hymenoptera; Braconidae
Product: histone H4-like
Exons: 1
Coding region: 1-327 (108 amino acids)
Biological process (GO): nucleosome assembly
Cellular component (GO): nucleosome
Molecular function (GO): structural constituent of chromatin; DNA binding; protein heterodimerization activity
Source: RefSeq, a predicted model, not a curated record
AUGACUGGCCGUGGCAAAGGAAGCAAAGGAUUGGGCAAAGGAGGCGCCAAGCGUCAUCGUAAAGUCUUGCGUGACAAUAUCCAAGGAAUAACCAAGCCAGCUAUUCGUCGUCUUGCUCGUCGUGGAGGUGUUAAACGUAUAUCUGAAUUAAUCUACGAAGAAACUCGUGCUGUACUCAAAAUGUUCCUUGAAAACAUCAUCCGUGACUCAGUCACAUACAUUGAGCACGCCAAGAGAAAAACAGUCACUGCCAUGGACGUCGUCUACGCGUUGAAACGUCAAGGACGCACACUCUAUAUGGUUUUGGAGAAUAGACACCUUGACUAG